Messenger RNA from Euleptes europaea (tarantolino), 390 nucleotides. Its product is annotated as microtubule-associated proteins 1A/1B light chain 3C-like. NCBI's taxonomy places the organism in Eukaryota, Metazoa, Chordata, Lepidosauria, Squamata, Sphaerodactylidae. Gene Ontology annotation, molecular function: ubiquitin protein ligase binding. The transcript has 4 exons. Bases 1 to 390 code for a protein of 129 amino acids. The record is from RefSeq and is a predicted model, not a curated record. Gene Ontology annotation, cellular component: autophagosome; autophagosome membrane; cytosol. Gene Ontology annotation, biological process: macroautophagy; autophagy of mitochondrion; autophagosome assembly.
AUGCAGAGACGCUCCAGCGACAGCCGCCCCUUCAAGCAGAGGAAAAGUUUAGCCAAUCGAACACGUGAAGUGGGCGAAAUUCGGGGAAGGUAUCCAAGCAAGAUCCCGGUGGUGGUGGAGCGCUACCACAAGGAGAAAGAGCUCCCCCUACUGGACAGGACCAAGUUCCUGGUCUCUCAGGACCUAACGAUGUCUCAGUUCAUGCACACUCUCAGAACCCGCCUCUGCCUGUCGGCCACCCAGACCUUCUACCUCCUGGUGAACAACAAGAGCCUGCCCAGUCUGAGCCUCACCAUGAUGGAGAUCUACAACGACAGCAAAGACGAAGACGGCUUCCUCUACAUAACGUAUGCUUCUCAAGAGAUGUUCGGCAAUGGGGGCUGUUGCUAA